AUGAGUUUGGGAGGUCAGAACUCUGAGGGCUCAAAUGCAGGCUCCAUAUAUGUGCAGUUUAACCAGGAUUGCACGUCUCUAGUGGCGGGCAGCAGCAGUGGGUACCACCUGUUUGCACUCACCCCUGAUGAUGGCAUUGAGGAAAUCUACGCCAGUCGUUCUGGCCUGGAAACUUGCCUCGUCGACCGUCUCUUCAGCAGCUCAUUGGUGGCUGUUGUCACCAUAUCCGCCACAAGAAAACUGAUCGUGUGCCACUACAAGAAGGGCACAGAGAUCUGCAACUACAGUUACAGUAACACAAUCCUGGCAGUAAAGUUGAACCGCUCCAGGUUGAUCGUGUGCCUGGAAGAGUCGCUGCACAUCCACAACAUUCGCGACAUGAAGAUCCUGCACACCAUCCGCGACACGCCGCCUAAUCCGCGCGGACUUUGCGCGCUGUCCCCGUGCGUGGAGCACUGCUAUGUGGCCUACCCGGGCUCCAGCGCCGUAGGAGAAGUGCAGAUCUUCGACGCCGUACACCUGAACGCUAAGUGCGUGAUCAGCGCUCACGACAGCCCGCUGGCGGCGCUGGCGUGGUCCAUGUGCGGGCGGCGCCUCGCCACGGCGUCGGAACGUGGCACAGUCAUCCGCGUGUUCGCCGUGCCUGAGCGCACGCGCCUGUACGAGUUCCGGCGCGGCGUCAAGCGCUGCGUGUCCAUCGCGUGCCUGGCCUUCAGCGCGUGCGGUACCUUCCUGGCCGCUACGUCCAACACGGAGACGGUGCACGUGUUCCGGCUACAGGACGGGUCGACGCAGGCGGCCGACGAGGCGGCGGCGCCGACGGAAGAGGACGCGCCCGCCACGUGGAUGGGCUGGCUGUCGUCCGCCGUGUCGGCCGGCGCCGGGUACCUGCCGGCGCAGGUGGCCGACGUGCUGGCGCAGGGCCGCGCCUUCGCCGCCGCGCGCCUGCCUGUCACGGGCCACCGCGCCGUGGCCGCCAUCACCAACGUGGCGCGGUCGGCGCGGCUGCUGGUGGCGACGUCUGCGGGCGCGCUGUACGUGUACGCGCUGGACCCGGCCGAGGGCGGCGACUGCACGCUGCUGCGCACGCACUGGCUGCUGGACCCGCGCGCCGCCACGCCGCACGAAGCGGCGGAGCUGUCCACUAGCAACAGUUACGCGGGCGCGCUGCGCGGCCGGGACCCCACGCGGAUGACAGGUACUGCCCUAUCCCACCCCUUGCCCCCUUGCCCCUCCCCCACGUACGUGGCGCCCGGGCCGGCCGGGCCCCAGUGGCCCGUGCCGAGUCCCGGAGGGCCCGCCCGAGCCCCCAGGGGCCCCCCGUGCCCUAGCGAGCGCGGGUGCGGUCUGCGCCGAGUGAGUUGGCAGGAGACGGCGAGCGGUGCGCGAGGCCCGGCGGCGGGCAGACCCCGGAGGGCUCGGGCCGGCUCCUACGCUCAUCGUCCAUGCACGCGACCGGCUCGCCCCGGCGGGAGCUCGAGCGGAGCCCCGCCUCGGCGAGCGGGUCGGGCGGCGACUGACGCCGGCGCUGUCGCAGACUCGGAGCGCGCGGCGGAGCUCGGCGCGGCGCUGGAGGCGGCGCCGGCGCGCGGCGCCUUCGACCUGCGCGACCCCAAGCACUUCCCGCCGAUGCGCGCCGCCGCCGCCCCCGCGCCCGCGCCCGCCCCCGCCCCCGCCCCCGCCGACGUGUAG
Arctia plantaginis is the source of this 1692-nucleotide messenger RNA. The record is from the annotation of a GenBank genome assembly. NCBI's taxonomy places the organism in Eukaryota, Metazoa, Arthropoda, Insecta, Lepidoptera, Erebidae.